CGCGCUUGUUGAGGGCCAGCGGCCCGAGGGCCCCAUCUUUCCUCCUCCUCCUUGUCCCGGCUGCCUCGUGGUGCCGCUGGUUCCUGCCUGCCUGGCAAGUCAGAGCAUGUCCAGACCCCAUGGAGGAGAUGCAGAAGAUGGCAGAGCAGCUGAGCCUCUGGGGCAAGUGCGGGGAGGGGACUUCGGGGGCUCCUGCGCUUGCUGGCCCCUGCCUUGCAGGCAACAGACUGAACCUGGAUGUUUAUCCUGAUGGCUGCUGCCAUUUCCUCCGGCUGUUGAAGCAGCAACGGGAAGAGGUGGUCCAGGUGGAGUUCCUUCGUCUCAGCAGCAAUGAUUGCCUCAUUGACACCACGCUGGACAGCCUUCCUCAUCUGGAGCACCUGAAAUCCCUGGUGCUGAAAGGAGGUCAUGUUAGAGAUAAGUUUGGUUCCUGCCAGCGUGGCUCCCUGACAAGCUUGCCACAAGACUUCGGGAACCUGAAGUGUCUCACCCACCUGGAUCUCAGCUUCAACAGACUCUCCACCUUGCCGAGCUGCAUUCUCCACCUCCCCAGCCUCCGUGUGCUCCUGGUGAGCCACAACAGCCUGGUGGCACUUCCUGAGGACUUUGGCUGUCUUAGCAAGUUGACUUUCUUCUCUGCUAUGAAAAAUCAGCUGACGGACUUACCUCAGAGCAUUGGGGAGCUGUCAAUGCUGCAUACCCUGGAUCUUUCAGAAAAUGUUUUGCAAUUGCUUCCUGAAGAAAUUGGGAAUCUGCACAACUGCAAAGAGCUGAUUCUCUCUGGAAAUUGCCUAUCGAGCAUCCCAGACUCCUUAGCCAAUUUGAAGUCUCUGCGUGAGCUGCAUCUCCACAGCAAUUUCCUGGUGACGGUCCCUGCCUCUCUUGCCAGCCUGCCCAACUUGUCCAGACUUGAUCUGCAGAACAACUGCCUCCGUGUUGUCCCCUCUGAGAUCCAGGCUUUGCCAUUUGUGGACCUCCAUGGCAAUCCCUUAGGAGAAACUGAACCAUCUCUGCAGGCUGGUGAAUCCAGUGCCAGAGGGCUAAGAAGACUCUCCUAUAGAUUGAGAAAGAACAGAAGCUUUCCUGUCACCUCUGAAGGCUGCGAAGUGGUCCUGCCCUAUGGCAUCCAUUUGUGCUUUCCACCGGGGGCUGCCUCUGAUCCUCUGCGGAUCAGCUUCCGACUCCUUGAACCGGACCCUCAGUGGGUAAAGCUUAGACACCACGAUGUCUUGCUGAGUAGGGUCCUGGAGCUGCGGCCUCAUGGGAUCAAAUUCCAGCAGGAGGUGCAGAUAUGGAUGCCAUUUGUCCCACCUCAAAUCCUUCACCAGAAUGAGGUGGUAGUUCGGACCUUCAGUGGGCAGAGCUGGAGUGAUCUGAGAACGAGAGUGGAGCAGAAGAAGGGAUUAAUGAUGACUCACUGUAGUGUCCUUCACUUCUCUUGGUUCCUUGUUGUGUCUCGACUUGUGCAAGAUGAAUGCAAAGUGCCAGCAGAGGGGACAUUGCUCUUUUCCAGUGUGGAUCCAAACAUCAAAGUGAUCUUUCCUCCUGGAGUCACCAAAGAGCCUCGCAGUGUCAAGAUGCAGGUGCUGCAGGUCCCUGCGAAAGAGAUAGACGAAAUCACAGCCAGUGCAGGGUGCAGAGCCAGUCCCCUGCUCUGCCUCUCCCAGGACUCCCUGGUGGAUUUUCUCAAUCCAGUGACAAUUCAGCUGCCCCUUCCGCCCGGAAUCACAGGACUAAAUUUGGAUCAGUUAAGGCUGCGUCUUCUCCAUGGUGACCCAGAGGGCCAAACCUGGCAUGACAUUACCAGUCAGGUGGUGCUGAAACUCACUCAUAUUUAUGUGAUGUUUGAAGUCACUCACUUCUCCUGGUACUGGCUGUGGUACACCACUAAGACCUACAUUGAAGGCAUUGCCAAGAAGGUCUAUGAGCGGCUGCGUCUGUACCAGGUGAACUUCAUUGCGCUGCAGAGGAAGAAGGACCCCGAGCAAGUCCUGCUACAGUGCGUCCCCAAGCACAAGGUUGACCCAGUGCUGAAGAGGCUGCAGAACCGCUAUCAAGGACCUGAGCCAUCCGACAUGGUGGAGAUGUUUGAGGGAGAGCAAUUUUUUGCAGCUUUUGAGCGAGGCAUCAGCAUCGAUAUGGAUCGCCCUGACUGUGUGGACGGCCGUCUGUCGUUUAUUUUUUAUUCCCACUUGAAGAACAUGAAGGAAGUAUAUGUGACCUCCCCUGUGGACAGGAAAGGCCAAGCUGUAAAAGGCCAGGUCUCCUUCUACCGAGGGGCAGUUCCAGAGAACAUCCCUGAAGAUGCCAGCAGGAGGAGGAAAGGAGCAGACUCCCUCUGGCUUGCUACUCUGCCCAUCAAACUACCUCAAUUGAAAGCCCGCUGCAAUGAGAAUCCUGGUCCCCUGUGUGGCUUCUCCUUCCCUCCCUUGAACCUGGGCAAUGCUGAGACUGGCUACUUGACACAGGCAAACCUGCUGAGCAUUGCCAGGCGUGUGGGAUCUGACUGGCAGACCAUUGGCCUCAACCUGGGCUUGACCUACCAGCAGAUUGAGCGCAUAGGACACAAUAACAGAGAUGACCUUGAUAAGCAGAUCUUGGGCAUGCUUUUCUCAUGGGCUCAGCAAAACUCAGAGGAUCCUGACUGUGUGAGCAAGCUGAUUACAGCCAUGAAAGAGAGUGGCCGCCAGGACAUAGCUGAUGAGGUUGAAACCAUCAUUGAUCUGGGACGACAGAAAUACAGCGAGUCCAUCCGCCGCGUGGGCUUGGAGCCGGAGAGCAGCAGGGAGGACUCAGCAAUAGCUACGAUGUAGCACCUAGCAGGAAAAAAUGAGUUUUGCAUGGGGUCCCUCUGCAAACCCAGAGUGGCAGUGUUUCGGGGAUGCUGCCACCUCAACGGUCAGUGUCUUCCUGAGGAGCUGGGCGUUGAUUUACUUGUGAGCAGACUGAUGAGCUCUCUUGGGUCUGUAUUCACACGCCACUUCUGCCAAUCCCAGGAAGUUUCAAGUGCAUUUAUGAGCGUUUUCUCUGCUUUCACUGCUUGACCUUGAGCUUUAGCUUUCAGAAAUGUGGAGAAAUUUAGAGACUAAAGUGUCUGUCAGUUGAGUACUGGCUAGUGUAUAGUAUUUAAUUAAUUAAUAGGAGCCCCUGGUGGUAUAGUGGUUAAGGGUGCGGUGCUGUCACCGCCAAGGCCCGGGUUCGAUUCCCGGUCAGGGACACUCCCCGGGCAGAUGGAGCUCGUUAGCCCUGUAAGGUAAUCCAUCUACGUCCUGAGGACCUCACUGCCACCGUCCAAGCUCGCUUGGCCCCGGCAGAUGAACCUUAGGAUUAAAGGGUGGGCUCAGUUCCGCGCACACUGUGUCUCACCUAAAAAAUCCAAUGCGCAGGCUGGAAGGUGUAAAGACCUUCCCCGGAUCUUCGCCCGUGAAGACUGGCCAUUAUUAUUAUAAUUAAUAGUCACAUUACAUGUAUUUAUUUGUAACUUAUACUUGUAACUGUGUUCUGCUGGAAACACUGGAUGUGAGUAUUUGGGUCCAUUUGUGCUCUGGUGCUUGUUGGGAGAGUGGAGGUGCAGUCAUGAAGGCUGUUAAUGGUGUGUUUUGCUCACAUGAAAAUAUGAAUUGUAUUCUCCAUGAAAAGGUUUCCUGUUCUCUGUCAAAUCUCUUCUAGUUCCCUUAAGUCCAAAACAAAACCUAAGUAUUCUUGUGGAAGAGGGAAAAACCAAUUUGAUAAAAAUUUUUAGGAAAAUUGCCCUCAUUUUUUAGUGUUGCUCCAAAAACUGUUUUGAAACAAAUAGGCUGCUGCCUGCUGCCAGGCUUUUUAGAUGAGACCUACAUGGUGCUGACCUUUGACAAAAUUCCAGUUUCAUUUUACCAAAAAAAGGUAAAAAUCCAUAACCUGUUCUGGGAGACAGUCUAAUUUAAGUGGAAGUAAAAUUUCCCUUGCAGUUUCAAAAGGAUAGUCCUCACAUCCUCCCAGUGAAAUAUGACUGUGUAGUAGUGAAGAUGUGACCCCUCCUGAAGUCUGGUAAAAAGCAUUACUUAAAUUUGCAUUUUAAAGACUGUUCUGACCAGCUUCAAAAUAGGCACUGUUGUGGGAUUGGCAUGAAUUGUGCUGAGCUAACUUCCCAGUUUUUCGGUCUGAGUAUCUUGUAUAAGGCUGGAAGCAUUUACUGCUUUUUAACUGCUCAGUUGUUGACUACUGAGGUGCCCUUCUCUUCCUGUUCCCUGUCUCAUGAUGGCCCUCAGUUGUAAUGACAACCCAGUAAUGACAGUGGAAAAUUUCAUGCAAGCUUUUUGAAAGACGACCGUCAUCUAAGUAAAUUCAACUCUUUCAAGACAGAUUUGAAUUCAGCAUAACUCUCUAAGCAUUACUUAAAGGGCUGUUUGCAGUCUGAAAAAAGAAGUGUGUAUAAAAAUGCCAGGUUGCAACACCCAAAGUCAACCUGCAGUUGCAGGUUGGAGAAAUCCUGGUGUUUUCUUCCCCUUAUGAAGAAUCAUCAGUGGCUUCCCUGAUGCUGUUUCAGACCUGCCAUCAGCACUAUUGAAAGAGGUAUAAAAUCGUUCUGCUUUUUUUUUCCAUUUAAGGCCAUUCUAACAUUUCAGUCCCCAGAGUGCUUAGUGUCCAGUCCAGAGCACUGGACAACGACUUACAGACUUGAGUUUCCACCUUGGGCCUAGGGACUUCCUCAGAUCUGAUUUUUUAGGUGCUGCCCUCAAGUCUUAUUUUGGGUUCACGUCAUCAGUUCUCUUUUGAAUGUACAUUUUCUCUUGUAUUCUGUGUCAUAUGUUCUUGUCUUUAAUUUUGAUGUAUACCAACGAGGUAUUUGUUCUUUCCUCCAGUUUUGGGGAGAUGCAUUUGGGCGUAUUGCUCUGACUGGGAAUAAAAUAAGCACUUAACUGUUCCACAUCACAGACUGCUAAUCCAUAAAUGCCUCAAGGAGUUAGACAGAGACAGGUCCCUUUAAACCUGUUGGCAGAACUUGGUGAACUUGGCUUUGCUGUGCAGAAACGGGAGAAGAGCCCCUGUUUGGAUACUCCCAGCUGCAAAGUGCAGGACAGACUGCAGCUGAGUUAAUGGUAUCCCGGAGCUUGGCUGUGCUGCAGCGGGCUAAGCUGAGAAACACAAUGUUCAGGACAUGAGCUGAGCGUAUGUCUGGGGCUCAGGUGGAGCAGGUCUAGAGAGCAACAAGGCUAGUCUAGAGGGGACAGGGCAGAGGGUGAGCCUGGCCUGUGGCAAAGGUGUAGGAGGCUUUUGUCUAGGCAAACUAGGCCAAGGAUGUCUGCAAGUGUCAUGAGGUAGCAUCCACAGCUACUUUAUGAAGCUAGGCUACAUCAGCCUUCCAUUUGUGAUGGCCAGGCCACAGCUGAGUUAGGCAGUGCUGCAAUAAGGGAUAGGGUAGGAUGGACUCUAUGAAAGGCUCAUCCAGUCAUCAACAGAGCUGCAGCUCUUCCAGGUAACAGACAGAUUGGUGCCAGGAGAGACGGAGGUCUGGUGUUUAGGUUGCGCUUGGUAUGUGCUGCAACCAGGCCAGGCAACAGGAGAUAUCAAACCCUAGACGGUAUCGUCAGUAGAAUGGCUCUUCAGGAUUUGAAAAGCUGAUAACUUAAGGAAAGUUAAGGAACUACCCCAGACACUACUAUCUCCAGUCUUUCAUUGCCGAAUGGCGGCCGCUGGGCCAGGCCACCUUGCUGGCAUCUGGUUUUCUCCUUGAAGUGACACCAAGCGCCCAGCCCAGGAUCUGGAGGUGCUGGCAGGAAAUCAGAGCAAUUGCCCAACUGCUCUUUCCUUUAGCUGACCUGGAAGCAAAUAUUUGAGCUGGAUGAGAAUCAAUGGGAAGCGUGUUAUUUUGAGGUGUGUUAUCUUUGUCAGUAAUCUCUUUGAGGCACAGUAACUCCUUCAAGCCUGUAGCUGCUGUGGCCAGGAAAUGCUGAUAACAUUUGCAAUAGAUGGUUGAAGCAGCAAAAAAACCCUCAAAACUAACCUGGCAUUUAUCUUUUAAAUCAAAAGAUGGUGUUCCUUUCUGGCUUUUAUGAAUUCAUCACACACUGGAGUAGUCUUUUGUAAGUCAGCUUUUCCUGGUGCCUAUUAUGCGCCUUACAGUGUCCUACAAAUGAUCUGGUAGAUUUUAUGGUUUUUACUGGGCAUGAUCUUGAUGCAAACAAAAUUCUUGCAAAUAAAUUUCUACCAGGAAAAGCUUACUUACAAAAAAAUUUAAAAAUAAAGCGAGAAAUUGCUUGGGGAGAGGAACAUCUAAGAUAGGUUCCUUCUUUUUGGCUGUAACUUCUAUAGCUCUUUAGCUCUCACAAUUAAACCCUUUUCUAUUUCAUAAACUUGCAGAUCUCCAGGAGAAUGACCAAGUGGCCCUGGGAGGUGAACAGUGUGUUUCCCAUGUACCAUCCUCCACUUCCAGGUUCUGCUAUUUAAUACACACUCGUUUCCAUACUUGACAGUGUCAUACUGCUGUUGCUUUGCAAAAGGGAAAGGAACCUUAAGUGGUCCUUAAAUUCACUGUUUUCCUCCCAGAGGAGGAUCACUGCACAUCUUCAGCCUUUAAAGCAAGAGUAACUUUCACUGAGGAAGCAGUGGGGCUGAUUUUCAGACAGUGGUGCAUCAGAGUCUCAGCCCAGGGCUGCCUCAAAGUGAGCCCACUGUGGUUAUCAGUUGGUAUUGUUCAAAUGAAGAAGACAGUUUUCGCUGCAACUAAGUGUGUGUCCAUUUCCUGAA
This is a messenger RNA of Myiozetetes cayanensis, 6726 nucleotides long. It is a transcript of the gene PIDD1, whose product is annotated as p53-induced death domain protein 1. The record is from RefSeq and is a predicted model, not a curated record. The transcript has 16 exons. Gene Ontology annotation, biological process: DNA damage response; apoptotic process; signal transduction. The coding region runs from base 120 to 2813 and encodes 897 amino acids. Gene Ontology annotation, molecular function: protein binding. Lineage: Eukaryota; Metazoa; Chordata; Aves; Passeriformes; Tyrannidae.